This is a messenger RNA of Rhodofomes roseus, 2139 nucleotides long. RefSeq names its product Myo-inositol-1-phosphate synthase. The record is from RefSeq and is a predicted model, not a curated record. The transcript is spliced from 4 exons. Gene Ontology annotation, molecular function: inositol-3-phosphate synthase activity. Gene Ontology annotation, biological process: phospholipid biosynthetic process; inositol biosynthetic process. Gene Ontology annotation, cellular component: cytoplasm. The coding region runs from base 319 to 1992 and encodes 557 amino acids. NCBI's taxonomy places the organism in Eukaryota, Fungi, Basidiomycota, Agaricomycetes, Polyporales, Fomitopsidaceae.
UGACCCCGGUCCCUUGCCGCCAUCAAAACGCGCUCGUGUCGGUCUGCGGGCAGAUCAGCUUGUUUCUCACCAACCACCUGCAUCGCGCCCCAGGGUGAUCCAAGCUUUCUUCGCCAGCGUAUAUAAUCCCCUCGCCUUUCAGCCUAACCUCCAUCGCCUCUCAUCCUCACUGAGAUCCUGUACUGCACCUUGUGCAUGUUCUCGAACCAGUUGGGAAGUGCCCACAAUACUCACCGAGGUUGCAAGCACACCUGUGGCGACGGUUUAUAUCAUCUCUAACACCAGUCUCCUUCCCCGUUGAACUCUUCGUACUCGACCAUGGCACCCUACCCGACCGCAAACUCGUCCGGGCUCAACACCCCCGAGUCUGAGCUCGAGUCCGUGCUCCCCGUGCACCCGACCGCUGCUCGUCGCCCGAACCCGAUCGUAGUCCAGUCCGAGCAGACCGCCUACAGCGACGAGUACAUCACUUCCUCGUUCACCAACCGUGGCGCGGCCGUCACUGUCACCGAUGGGCAGUACCUCGUUACGCCCACCGCGCAGCAGUACGAGCUGCAGACCGCCCGGAAGGUCGCAAAGACUGGAUUGAUGAUGGUGGGAUGGGGCGGAAACAACGGCACCACGCUGUCCGCCACGAUCCUCGCCAACCGUCACAACAUCGUCUGGCACACAAAGUCCGGCGUCCAGCAGCCCAACUACAUCGGCUCGCUCCUCCGCGCAUCCACCGUCCGCCUCGGUUCCGACCCGUCCACCGGCAAGGACGUUCACGUCCCCGUCUCCGACGUCCUCCCCAUGGUGCACCCGAACGACCUCGUCCUCGGCGGCUGGGACAUCUCCGGCGCGCGCAUGGACGAGGCCAUGAAGCGUGCCCAGGUGCUCGACUGGGACCUCCAGCGCCAGGUCAUGCCGCACAUGGCCGCGCUCGGCAAGCCGCUCCCGUCGAUCUACUACCCCGACUUCAUCGCCGCGAACCAGGAGGCUCGCGCGGACCACGUCGUGCCCGGCAAGGACAAGCAGGCCCACCUCGAGCAGCUCCGUGCGGACAUCCGCCGCUUCAAGGCCGAGCACGCGCUCGACCGCGCCGUCAUCUUCUGGACCGCGAACACGGAGCGCUACAGCGACAUCAUCCCCGGCGUGAACGACACCGCCGACGCGCUCCUUGCCUCCAUCAAGGCGUCGCACUCCGAGGUGUCGCCCUCGACGCUCUUCGCCGUCGCCGCCAUCCUCGAGGGCGAGCCCUUCGUGAACGGCGCCCCCCAGAACACGUUCGUUCCGGGUGUCAUCCAGCUCGCGGAGCGCCACAAGUCGUUCAUCGGCGGCGACGAUCUCAAGUCGGGCCAGACGAAGCUCAAGUCCGUCCUCGCCGAGUUCCUCGUCAACGCGGGCAUCAAGCCGCUCUCCAUCGCGUCCUACAACCACCUCGGCAACAACGACGGGCACAACCUCUCCGCGGAGCCGCAGUUCAAGAGCAAGGAGAUCAGCAAGAGCAGCGUCGUCGACGACAUGGUCGAGGCGAACCACCUGCUCUUCAAGCGUCCUGAGCCGGGCGCCGUCAAGGGCACGAAGGCCGCCAAGGGCGAGCACCCCGACCACAUCGUCGUUAUCAAGUACGUCCCCGCCGUCGGCGACUCCAAGCGCGCGAUCGACGAGUACUACUCGGAGAUCUUCUGCGGCGGCCGCUCGACGAUCAACAUCUUCAACGAGUGCGAGGACUCUCUGCUCGCCACGCCACUCAUCCUGGAUCUGACCAUCCUCACCGAGCUGCUGACGCGUGUCAAAUACCGCGACGUCUCCGCCGGCCAAGCCGAGUUCUCCCCGCUGUACUCGGUGCUCUCCCUGCUCUCGUACAUGCUCAAGGCCCCGCUCGUCAAGCCCGGCACGGACGUCGUGAACAGCCUGAACAGGCAGCGCAACGCGCUCGAGACGUUCAUGAAGGCCUGCAUCGGUCUCGAGGGCAGCAGCGACCUCCUCAUGGAGACGCGCAUCUGGUGAGCGGUCAUGGAGGACCGUCGGUUUGCUCGUACGUUGCGGUUUUCAACAAACCCGUGCUCGUUGCUAGUGCUUGAUACCCGUCGCGGCCAUUCAUCUGGCUUGAAUGUAACUUGAAGUAGUGCAAUAUCAGUGUUUCGGACGCCUGCA